This is a messenger RNA of Perca flavescens (yellow perch), 794 nucleotides long. It is a transcript of the gene chchd5, whose product is annotated as coiled-coil-helix-coiled-coil-helix domain containing 5. NCBI's taxonomy places the organism in Eukaryota, Metazoa, Chordata, Actinopteri, Perciformes, Percidae. The record is from RefSeq and is a predicted model, not a curated record. Bases 107 to 424 code for a protein of 105 amino acids. Gene Ontology annotation, cellular component: mitochondrial intermembrane space. Gene Ontology annotation, biological process: cellular respiration. The transcript has 4 exons.
UAGUGUAGUUGCUGCAAAGACGUGGCUGGCUCCACAUGUAGAAGUGCUGGUGCUAUAACCUUGAUUGUUCAGUUUCUUCGUUUGAAACAAGCCUAAAAAGAGCAACAUGCAGGCUGCUAUGGAUAUCACGGCAAAGUAUUGCCAUAAAGAAAUGGAGGCGUAUGGGUCAUGUGUAGCCUCCAACCCAUCGACAUGGCAGUUAAAGUGUCAUGAACUGAAGAUUAAGGUUGCACAGUGCACAUCAUCACACCCAGUGAUCCAGAAGAUCAGACAGGAUUGUUCCUCUGAGUUUGUAGAGUUUGAGCGCUGUCUGAGAGAAAACCAGGACAAACCUACCUCCUGCUCACAACAUGUAGCUCGCUUUCUGGGCUGUGCAGAGACCGUAGACCUCAGUGGAGUAGACCCAGUACCUCAGCCAUCAUAGUAUUCAGGCAUCUUCCAUCACCUUCCGAUUACUCCUGUCUCCACAGCAGCACAGAUGGGCUGGUCUCACAGGUGCCCCAGCCAUUUUACUGUAUGUACAGUCACAGUUGUUAGGAUACCUAUUUUUCUCUGCGUGACUUAAUGGGACUAUUUUUCUUUCUUCAACAAAGAUAAAGGAGAUGAAUGCAACAUUACUGUGAAUAAGACCAUGUGUAGAAUAUGUAAUUACUGCGUCGUUCUUCUUCUCAUACUCCUCAUGUAAAUGUUGUGUUUAUUUGAAAAUAACAUUUAUACUUGCCUUCUGUAUGCAAGAAGUCUGUUUUUACAGAUUUUUAUUGAACCAUCUCAUUAAAUUUGACAUCAGACUUGUA